Miniopterus natalensis is the source of this 912-nucleotide messenger RNA. The record is from RefSeq and is a predicted model, not a curated record. Lineage: Eukaryota; Metazoa; Chordata; Mammalia; Chiroptera; Miniopteridae.
UCAGACACGGUGGAGAUGUUCGAAGGCGAGAAAUUCUUUGCUGCCUUUGAGAGAGGCAUCGACGUGGAUGCUGACCGCCCGGACUGCGUGCAGGGCCGAGUGUGCUUCGUGUUCUACUCGCGCCUGAAGAACGUGAAGGAGCUGUACGUGACCACCACGCUGGACCGGCAGGCUCAGGCCGUGAGGGGCCAGGUGUCCUUUUAUCGGGGAGCCGUGCCUGAGGAGGUGCCCGAGGAGGCAGAGGCUGCCAGGCAGAGGAAGGGCAAGGACACCCUGUGGAUGGCCACUCUGCCCAUCAAGCUGCCGAGACUGCGGAGGCCUGAGGGGCUGCGCCCGGGGCAGGGUGCUGGCCUUUCCCUGGCACCUCUGAACCUGGGUGAUGCUGAGACCGGUUUCCUGACCCAGAGCAACCUGCUGAAUCUGGCCGGGCGCCUGGGCCCUGACUGGCCAGCUGUGGCCCUGCACCUGGGUCUGUCCUACCAGGAGCUGCAGCGCAUCCGGCACGAGUUCCGGGAUGACCUGGACGGGCAGAUCCGUCACAUGCUAUUCUCUUGGGCUGAGCGCCAGGCUGGACAGCCGGGGGCUGUGGGGCUCCUAGUACAGGCCCUGGAGCAGAGUGACCGGCGGGAUGUGGCCGAAGAGGUGCAGGCCAUCUUGGAGCUUGGCCGCCACAAGUAUCAGGACGGCAUCCGUCGCACAAGCCUGGCCCCCAGGGACCUUGCCCCCCCUGGGCCUUCCGCAUCACAGUCCCCAGAGCCUGCCCAGGCCUAGGCAGACCCUGUGGACUCUGGGCUGGCCCCAUGUGUGCUUUGGCCAGUGCUCAGAGGCCCCCGAUUUCCAGUCUUCCCUGUGUAUGAGGACAGUGACCUCUGGUGUGUAACAAACGUGCACUGUUCUGGCUGCUUUCUCAGA